Molecule: messenger RNA, 2190 nt
Organism: Mangifera indica (mango)
Lineage: Eukaryota; Viridiplantae; Streptophyta; Magnoliopsida; Sapindales; Anacardiaceae
Product: ATP-dependent 6-phosphofructokinase 6-like
Exons: 14
Coding region: 153-1619 (488 amino acids)
Biological process (GO): glycolytic process; fructose 6-phosphate metabolic process
Cellular component (GO): cytoplasm
Molecular function (GO): 6-phosphofructokinase activity; ATP binding
Source: RefSeq, a predicted model, not a curated record
ACCGACCGCGUGCCGUUUCUCUCAUUAGGCCUCCCCAAACACUGACCAUAAAUUGGCGUAGAGCCCAAGCAACGAGCUCCCGUUUUAAUCAUCGUGAUCGCGGAUCUCGUUGUAAAUUUUUGAGCAGUAGAAGUUAGAGUUUAUAGCAAACAAUGGAGUAUUCUGGUAAUUUACAGCAGAAGCUGGUGUAUGGCGAGGCCGGUUAUGUGCUCGAAGAUGUUCCUCACCUAACUGAUUACAUUCCUGAUCUCCCUACUUAUCCCAAUCCGUUACAGUCCAAUCCAGCUUAUUUAGCAGUUAAGCAGUACUUUGUUGAUGCGGAUGACGCAAUUGCUCACAAGAUUGUUGUUCACAAAGGUGACGCAAGAGGGACGCAUUUCCGGCGUGCUGGACCUCGCCGACAGGUGUAUUUUGAAGCAGAUGAAGUAUAUGCCUGUAUUGUAACAUGUGGUGGCCUUUGCCCUGGGCUCAACACUGUGAUCCGGGAAAUUGUCUGUGACCUUCAUGACGCGUACGGUGUCAACAAAAUCCUUGGAAUAGAUGGAGGAUACAGGGGUUUCUAUUCCAAAAAUACCAUUGAUUUAACACCUAAGGUUGUUAAUGACAUCCAUAAGCGUGGUGGUACCUUCCUUGGGACAUCACGAGGAGGCCAUGAUACCACAAAGAUAGUUGACUGCAUCCAGGAUCGUGGAAUUAAUCAGGUUUACAUAAUUGGAGGAGAUGGAACUCAAAGAGGAGCUGCAGUUAUUUACGAUGAAAUUAGGUGCCGUGGCCUCAAAGUUGCAGUUGCUGGAAUUCCAAAAACUAUUGACAACGAUAUUCCAGUUAUUGACAAGUCCUUUGGUUUUGAUACUGCGGUUGAGGAGGCCCAGCGUGCCAUUAACGCAGCACAUGUUGAAGCUGAAAGUAUACAGAAUGGCAUUGGACUUGUGAAGCUCAUGGGACGCUAUAGUGGUUUCAUUGCGAUGUAUGCUACACUUGGCAGCCGAGAUGUAGACUGUUGUUUGAUUCCAGAGUCACCCUUUUAUCUUGAGGGACGUGGUGGACUUUAUGAAUAUAUUGAAAAAACACUCAACGAAAAUGGGCACAUGGUUAUUGUUAUAGCAGAAGGAGCAGGACAGGAUCUUCUAUCAGAGAGCUUGCAGUCCAUGAACCAGCAAGAUGCUUCAGGGAACAAGCUUCUUCAAGAUGUUGGGCUAUGGUUAUCUCAGAAGAUUAAGGACCAUUUUUCCAGCCGACACAAGAUGGCCAUUACUUUGAAAUAUAUAGAUCCUACAUACAUGAUCCGGGCUAUUCCAAGCAAUGCAUCUGACAAUGUGUACUGUACUGUCCUUGCUCAUAGUGCAGUACAUGGAGCAAUGGCGGGGUAUACAGGCUUCACAGUUGGCCCUGUCAAUGGCAGGCAUGCUUACAUUCCUUUCUAUAGAAUCACUGAGAAGCAGAAGAAAGUUGUCAUUACUGACAGGAUGUGGGCAAGACUGCUCUCUUCUACAAGCCAGCCAAGCUUCUUGAGUGACGAAGAACUUGCUGAAUUCAAGAAACGUGCUGAAAUCAAGAAAGAGGAACAACAUCAAGACCAAUUGUUGUAUGAUGAAAGUUGCACAGAUAAACCAAUCUGAGCUAAUGACAGAAGAACCUACAAAGAAUACCAUCCGUUACUCCGAUGGAUAAGAUACAUGAUGGUAAAUUAGAACACAAAUGAAUUUUAAAAUAUUUGGCACACGGAUUGCCUAUGCAAAUUAGCUGCAUAUAAGAAUAUCUAAAGUUAUGAAGAAUAUAAGUCAUCAGAGAUCUGGAUAUUUUCAUACAAGGAUCCCCAUCCGACAUAAUUGUUCAGUGAAGAUGACUCAACAACCCUUGUAGAUGCUGGAGGGAUCGGCAUUUUGAAUAAUCCAUUGAUGCUCCAGAAGCUUGUGUAGUGGAAGGCGAUGUGCAGAAUCCUUGACAAGCAUCUGUUUUACAGAAGAAGAAUAAAACAAAAAGGCAUAAUAUGAUUGAAAGCAUUUAACUUAAUGUAGUUCAAGCAUAAGAAUAAACCUGGCUAAUGACAUCCUUAGCGGCAGAAGACACAUUUGGUUUAGGAGGAAACUUCAAAUCCACUUGGACAAUCCUGAAAAAGUAGUAAUCAAUUUUGAUGCGGGCUGUUCCUUUUUCAAUUUACAAAGAAAACUGGCUUUGACGUCUGAUUGC